Messenger RNA from Paraphaeosphaeria sporulosa, 849 nucleotides. Its product is annotated as short chain dehydrogenase. Gene Ontology annotation, molecular function: oxidoreductase activity, acting on NAD(P)H, oxygen as acceptor. Gene Ontology annotation, cellular component: intracellular anatomical structure. The record is from RefSeq and is a predicted model, not a curated record. Bases 1 to 849 code for a protein of 282 amino acids. The transcript is spliced from 2 exons. NCBI's taxonomy places the organism in Eukaryota, Fungi, Ascomycota, Dothideomycetes, Pleosporales, Didymosphaeriaceae.
AUGACUGCUGCCAACGGAACCUCCAACGGCAAUGGCGCCACCAGGAAGUCCAUUCGGGCCCCCAACCCCCCGCUCAAAGAUAGCGUCUUCGACAUGUUCCGUCUGGACGGCAAGACGGCCAUAAUAACGGGUGGCUCAGGCGGCAUCGGCUACGAGAUUGCCCGUGCGCUGGCGGAAGCUGGAGCAAACAUCGCGAUAUGGUAUGCGCACUCCAAGAAGGCGCACGCGCUCGCCGAGACCAUCGCCUCCGACUUCAACGUCAAGGUCAAGGCCUACCAGGUGGCUGUGGAGGACUACGCUGCAGUGGAGCAAGGAGUAGCGGCCGUGGUGGACGAGUUCGGCAGACUUGAUAUCAUGAUUGCAAACGCUGGUAUUCCGACAAAGGCAGGGGGUCUGGAUGACCUCGUCGAGGACUGGAACAAGGUGCGAGCCAUCGAUUUCGACGGCGCGUACUACUGUGCCCGAGCGGCUGGAUUGGUGUUCAAGAAACAGGGCUCCGGAAACUGCAUCUUCACAGCGUCAAUGUCCGGCCACGCCGCCAACGUCCCACAAGAGCAAUCGUGCUACAAUGCCUGCAAGGCUGGUGUAAUCCAUCUCGCGAAGUCGCUGGCCGUGGAGUGGGCCAAGUGGGGUGGCCGCGUGAACUGCGUGAGCCCUGGCUACAUAGACACUGCCAUCUCAGGGGACUGCCCGUUCGAGAUGAAGGAGGAGUGGUUCAGCCUCACGCCGUUGAAGCGCGAUGCUGACCCGAGAGAGUUGAAGGCCGCAUACUUGUACCUGGCGAGUGAUGCGAGUACGUACACGACGGGAGCGGAUAUUGUUGUUGAUGGAGGAUACACAUGCAGGUAG